Molecule: messenger RNA, 432 nt
Organism: Cooperia oncophora
Lineage: Eukaryota; Metazoa; Nematoda; Chromadorea; Rhabditida; Trichostrongylidae
Source: the annotation of a GenBank genome assembly
AAAGACAUUCAACCUGAAAUAGUUCGAAGUUACGUGGUAACCUUUAGCACUGUCGAAUCGACGACAAAUUGGGUGAAUUCCUGUUGCAAGACGUCUAGUCCAGAGACGGCUACUUCUACUUCCUCCUCGCCGUUUUCCUUCUUGGAAUAUCUUUGGCCAAAUGCUGAGCUUUUGGCCGCAAUCAAGGACGUCGUUGCCAAAUUCAAGGCAUCUUUGGAUGAGACCGGUCUGGACCAGGAUGUCCGACUCAUGGGAAAUCAACUCAGGAACACUUGGCAGCAGUUGAGAACAGGUGUCGAUCGUGGACUUCGCGCCAUAAAGCAGAGCGCUGAGAAUUCUCUAGCAGAGGCAAAUUUAGGACCAAUGAAUGAACAGCUGGGACGGUUGUUCGAAAAGGCGGCAGCAGAUGACGUGAAUCAAGCACAAAUAUAA